Messenger RNA from Trichoderma harzianum CBS 226.95, 798 nucleotides. RefSeq lists its product as hypothetical. The transcript is spliced from 3 exons. The coding region runs from base 1 to 798 and encodes 265 amino acids. The record is from RefSeq and is a predicted model, not a curated record. NCBI's taxonomy places the organism in Eukaryota, Fungi, Ascomycota, Sordariomycetes, Hypocreales, Hypocreaceae.
AUGACUACCCAGGGGCCAGCAGAUCAUCCCUUCGAAUUGAUUCAAACACCUACAUCACAGCUCCGCCAAUCUCCAGUUACUUUAGCAGAUACAAUGUGGCUAACUUAUUCUGAGCCCAACCAAUUCCAUCGGUGUGCUUCCGAAAUGGCAUGCGUUCACAACAUGAUGCUGCGGGGUUUGAAUAGCAUCUAUCUCCAAGCCCCAUAUAUUAAGGCUCAAGACGAGAAGUCCUUCCUACACUACAGUGCUUGCUUCUACCAGUUAGUCCACGUCCACCACGAUGGGGAGGAAAAGAUGCUAUUUCCGCUCAUUGAAGAAAUGAGCGGAGAGAAGGGCAUUAUGCAGCACAACGUCGAACAGCACCAUACCUUUGAUGAGGGCCUCGAGAAAUAUAUCAAAUACAUUCGAGACUGCUUAGAUGGCAAAGAGGCGUAUCAAGGGUCGAAUCUAAUUGCCAUAGUUGAUGAGUUUGGUCAAAAUCUAGCUGAUCACCUGCACGAGGAAAUAAUGACUAUCCUUGGGCUGGAGAAGUAUAGGGAUAAGAUGAAGAGUUUAGAAGAAACUUUCGAGAAAUUCGCGAACAAGGAUACAGCACAAUUGCCUCCUGCUGGGACCCUUAGCUGGGGAUUUUUCAAUCAUGACAGAGGAUAUGAAAAUGGCCUCUGGAAAAACUGGCCACCUGCUCCGGCGCCAGUUGUCUUUAUGGUGCGAUAUGUUUUGUUCUGGGUGCACUCAGACUGGUGGCAGUUUGCCUCAUGUGAUAAGUAUGGAAAGCUUAGAGAAAGGCUUUUCACAUAA